Messenger RNA from Paramecium tetraurelia, 491 nucleotides. RefSeq lists its product as uncharacterized. NCBI's taxonomy places the organism in Eukaryota, Ciliophora, Oligohymenophorea, Peniculida, Parameciidae. The record is from RefSeq and is a predicted model, not a curated record. Gene Ontology annotation, cellular component: cytosolic small ribosomal subunit. The transcript has 3 exons. Gene Ontology annotation, molecular function: RNA binding; structural constituent of ribosome.
AUUUUUUAAAUAAAAAAUAAAUCCAUUAUUUUUGCAUGGUUCAAGUGAAGAGACAAGACAGAAGAAAAGUUUAUGAAUACUUGUUAUUGGAAGGUGUUAUUGUGAUUAAGAAGGACAUGGCACUCCCAUUGCAUGCUGAAACAGGAGUCAAGAAUCUUGAAGUCUGGAUGCUCUUGAGAAGCUUAAGAGACAAGAAAUUAGUGGAUUUAGUAUUCUCAUGGCAAUAUUACUAUUAUUAUCUCAAGGCAGAAGGUGUGAAAUAUGUAAGAGACAAAUUGGGUAUUGUCGAAGAUGUUAUUCCUGCAACAUUCAAAAAGGCUGAUAAGAAAUUUGAAGAUGAUGCUCCAGAGACAAGACAAAGAGGUGGAAAGGGAGGAAGAUCAUUUGGCAGAGGAAACAGAGGAGCUCCAAGAAGAAAUGAAGAAACAGAAUAGCCAGCCUAAUGAAUAUAAUUACAUAAGUAUAUUACAUUACCCAUCUAUUAUUUUCUA